Ogataea philodendri is the source of this 681-nucleotide messenger RNA. RefSeq lists its product as uncharacterized. NCBI's taxonomy places the organism in Eukaryota, Fungi, Ascomycota, Pichiomycetes, Pichiales, Pichiaceae. The record is from RefSeq and is a predicted model, not a curated record. The coding region runs from base 1 to 681 and encodes 226 amino acids. The transcript is spliced from 2 exons.
AUGAACCCACUUUUCUUUGGACGAUCAGUCAAAUCGUCCGUGGAGCUCAUUUUCUUAGACACUGUUGGCUUCAUUUGCUCAGACAGUGUGUUUUCUGAUUGUGUUGAUCCAGGAGUCUCGACCGAGUCGUCGUCUUUGACUGGUAUCACCUCUGGUUCCUUCUUGUCCUUGACCUCUUUGAGUCGCGAUAUGUCAGAUUCCAAUGCAGUUUUCUCGCUGGUCAAAGAUUGGACGUCUCGCUGUAGAGUGGCUUUUGUGCUGGUCAGAGUGGCUAUCUCGGUUCGAAGAAGAGACGAGUACUCUGAGGGGGUAAGUUUCUGGUUCACUAUUGGAGACCCGAAAUCUGGAGUUUUCAGGAAAUCGUCCUGGUCUAGCUUCGGAGAAGCAGCGUCGCGCAAUGACUGGAUCUUAACUCUAUCUGCCCCCGUACCUGUGUUGCUAUUGCUUUUCUUGUGUCUGUUGAAAACGUUCUUGAUAGACAGAGACCGUCCAAACCCUCCAGACGACUUCCGCGAGUGUGUGCCUGUGUUUUCUUUGUCCCUUGCCAGGUCAGAGACUGGCUCCUUUGCUUCUUCCUGUUCAAUCUCCUGUGGUUCGGGCUUGGGCUCCCGUUUCUCGGCCGGCAGUCCUGUGAUGUUGAGACCCUUAGCUGGCGACUCGGCCCUUCUUUCCGGUGUGUGA